GCAUUCUUACGGCCAUUUUGUUGGCAGAAACCUGCCCCAAAGUCUGGUUUCUUGGAAAAUACACUGUAAUUGGCCUUAAAGAGAGUUAUGUGACAGUGUGGGGGGGAAACAGCAUCAGAACUCUGGAAUUGGGCUGUAAGUAAUUUGGGAGGAGCAUCUGAUCUCUGAAUGCAAAACAACUGUUUGUUAAGUGAGCAAUAUGUCAACCUAGGCCGAAGCCACCAGAACUAACAGUGGUGAACGCAUGUAAGCAGGGUAGAGAAAAGCCAGGAAAAAGAACCAAGGCAUGAAGGAAAGAACAAAAGUUUGGCCUGAGCACAUAGCAAGCCCCUCACCACAUUUGGCAACCAAGGAGUUGGGCCUGCAUGGGAAGCCUCUCCCAUCAACACUGAGGGAUCAAAAGAGAUCCUGAGGCCUGCCCAGACUUUGGGGUCAUUUUUGGAUCAGGACUUGGCAGCUUCUGUCCCUCUGGCUAAUGCCAAGCAACCUAGUUGUGGAUGUGGGAUUCCUCUGAAACCCCCACAAGCGAAGAGGGUGGCAGCUUCACCAACCCGUUGCUCCAGCAGCCAGAAACUACAGAACAGAACUUACCAGAGAAGAAAAAGGGAAACCAUCUCCAUGCAAAAGGAGGUAAAACAUUGCCUAAAAAGAAACCUCAGCAGAAGACCACAUUUAUGACUGACCAUAACAUGGCUUGCCAUCUAUUGUCAGCAAGAGAUCAUGACAUUAAAGAACUAAAAAAUGAAGUUGCUGUUCUGCGGAAUAAAUUGGAGACAUUUACUGUGGAAUAUAAAAUCUUGAAGCAUCUUCAGUCUCAACAUUUAAGAGCAAUCAGUAAAUAUGAAAAUGCACAGAUUAACCUGCCUGAUCUUUUGGUCACGCAGUCUAAUAAAGUGCUGACUCUGAGAUCACUUCUCAGGACAUCUCAGGAAGAAGCUGAGAGAGGUUCAGGCAGAACUCUUACAAAGAAGGGACGCCUUGCGGGUGUUGCAGAAAUUUUCUGAAGACAAUUAACAUCAUAUACCCAAAAAUUGGAAGCCAGUGAUAAGAGAAUCCAGGUAACGUGCAAGUUACAUUGCUUAGAACAACGUAGCUGGGCUCUGGGAGAGCCCUAUAAAGAAAUGCUUUAAGCUGACUUGAUUCAGUAUGCAGUAGGGACCGUUCCCUACAGGCACCAUCCUCAAGUCUCCAAGAUUCCUUUGAUAUUGAAAUUAACAGAAAACCUGCUCAAGGAGGAACAUCAAUUUUGCACAUGCACUAUUUGUAUUCAGAUUCUUAAAUUGUUAUCCAGCAAUUAGAGACAUAGAUGUGCUGCAUUUGGUUUCCCACUUCAAUUCUUUGGGAGUUUCUUAUUUGCUGGAAGAGAUAAUAAUUUCAAAUGUCAUUGGUAGAAUUGUGGCUCGUUGCACAGUCAGCCAGAUGUCCAGACUGGAUUUGAAAGUUUCAUCCACCUAUCCAGUCCUUCUCAAGGACAUGGCAGAGGCGUUAUUACUAUGCUUCAGCACACAGUCAGUCAGACGUUAGACUGGAUGUGGCUUUUUAUCACCUACUAAGACCUUCUGAAGGGCCUGGGGUAGGCAAGUAUGUGUGUUUGGUAGUGUUAAAGGUAUUGUCACAGGAUGGAACCUGUGCCAAGCAAAGCUGCCUUUGGCAACUGACUGAGGGUGAUUUUGUCAGUGCCGAUGGUAUUUAAGUGGUGUCCUAGUUGUUUUGGGAUGGCAUCCAAGCCACCUAUUAAUUUUGCUCUCUUUUGCUACAAUAAUUCUAAUUCUGUUUACUGGUCUUUCAAUUUCGUUAUUUUCUCCAAUUCUUUCUCUGCUUUUCUGCUGUCUACAAGAAUUGUCAUAUCCUCUUUCUGGACAUCAUCAUUCUUAUUCAUUUGCCACCCAACUUAUGGUUCAAGGUGACAGCUAGCUAAAGGAGCAACUUUGUCUUCAUUUUUUCCUAGCAGCAUA
This is a messenger RNA of Crotalus tigris (Tiger rattlesnake), 1955 nucleotides long. Its product is annotated as lebercilin-like protein. Lineage: Eukaryota; Metazoa; Chordata; Lepidosauria; Squamata; Viperidae. The record is from RefSeq and is a predicted model, not a curated record. The coding region runs from base 498 to 1004 and encodes 168 amino acids. Gene Ontology annotation, biological process: intraciliary transport. The transcript is spliced from 3 exons. Gene Ontology annotation, cellular component: axoneme.